GAGGUGGGAUGCGGUAGUGGUAGGCUGCUGAUGCUGCUGAUGCCGUCUUUUUUUUGCGUCUUGAGCAUCAUCGCCAGAGGAGAGACCAUCAAGACCACCAAGAUCACCCCGGAGCCAGGGACACCGCAGACUGGAUAACGGAGGGAUGGAGUUCAAGCAUCUGGUGGAGUCGGCGGAGAAGUGGUGCUCCGGGAACCCGUUCGACCUCAUCUUCGCCGAGGAGGACGACGAGAGGCGGCUGGACUUUUACGCAGAGCCCGGCGUCUCCUUCUACGUGCUGUGUCCAAGUGGCACCGACAGCUUUCACGUGUGGAGCGAGAGUGAGGACUGCCUUCCCUUCCUUCAGUUGGCCCAGGACUACAUCUCCUCCUGCGGGAAGAAGACCCUGCUGGAGGUGCUGGAGAAGGUCUUCACGUCCUUCAGGCCUCUGCUCGGCCUGCCAGACAUAGAAGACGACAGUUUCGAGCAUUACCACGCUGACAUGGAGGGGGAACCAGGGCCGGACCACCAGCAGAUGGGGGUCAGCCAGCAGUGA
Messenger RNA from Anoplopoma fimbria (sablefish), 535 nucleotides. It is a transcript of the gene mturn, whose product is annotated as maturin, neural progenitor differentiation regulator homolog (Xenopus). Gene Ontology annotation, cellular component: cytoplasm. Gene Ontology annotation, biological process: regulation of signaling; positive regulation of megakaryocyte differentiation. The transcript has 3 exons. NCBI's taxonomy places the organism in Eukaryota, Metazoa, Chordata, Actinopteri, Perciformes, Anoplopomatidae. The record is from RefSeq and is a predicted model, not a curated record. The coding region runs from base 146 to 535 and encodes 129 amino acids.